UACAAAAGCGCACUCUCAAGUUCCAAAAAUAUCACCAAAACCCUAACAACAAAAACAACUCUCUCUACAAACUUUCUCUCUCUACUUUCAUCCUCACCACAAUGGCAACUCCUUCUCUGGACGAAGAAACCGCUAAGGAAGUCCUUAGACAGGUUGAAUUUUACUUCAGUGACAGCAACAUACCUCGUGAUAAUUUCUUGAGAAACACAAUCGAAUCCAGUGAAGAUGGCUUGGUGAGUUUGGCUUUGAUUUGUUCGUUUAAGAAGAUGAAAGGUUACUUGAAAUUAAUGGACGUAAAGCCUGAAGAAAUACCUGAACCUACUGUCCAGGCUGUGGCAGAAACGUUGAGAAAAUCUACCUCUCUUAAAGUUUCUGAAGAUGGUAAGAAAGUAGGCAGGAUGGCAGCUCUAUUGAAGCCGGACGAGGCUAUAGAGCAAUUAGAUGUAAGAACAGUUGCUGUCUCACCGUUAAAAUAUAAUGCGAAGCGGGAAGAGCUGGAGUCGUUUUUUGGUCAACAUGCGAAGGUUACAAGUGUGAGGAUGCCUCGUCAUGUUGGUGACAAAAGGGUUUUUUGUGGCACUGCUUUGAUCGAGUUCUCAUCAGAGGAAGAUGCUGAAAAGAUAUUAAAUCAAAGCUUGGUUUUUGAAGGUGCCGAGCUAGAAUUAAAACCAAAGAAGGAAUUUGAUACAGAAAGAGCACAAGAAGAAGAGGAAUUUGAAAAUUCCCGUUCCUCAACAGGCCCCCAUAACAAGAACAGUUCCAAUGGAGAGGGCAACUACCCGAAGGGCUUAAUUAUUGCGUUUGCUUUAAAGAGUAAGCUAGCUGGAGGUUCUGCAGAACAAAAUGGUGCACAGGAGCCUGCCAAUGGUGAUGCAAAUGCCUGUGGAGCAGAUGGAGGGUCAAAUUCAUCAGAGAAUACAACCAAAGAAAAUGAACAGACGGUGCCAGAAAAUGUCAAGACUGAUGAUGAAAACAAUGUGGAUCAUGUUGAUGGGGACAAUGGCUCUGAAAGCACAGUAAUAAAAACUGGAGAGGAGAAAUCAUCUGAAGAUUCAAAUGAAAAGGAGGAAGGGAAGGAAAAACCUAACCCAGCUGCUUCCAAGGAUGACAAGAAUGUUGUUCUGCGUGAAGAUCUGAAGGCUGUCUUUGAAAGAUUUGGCACUGUGAAGUAUGUUGAUUUCAAGAUGGGAGAUGAAUCAGGAUACCUUCGAUUUGAAGAAGCAGAAGCAGCUCAGAAAGCUCGAGCAGCUGCAGUACUGGCUAAAGAAGAGGGUCUGGUUGUGAAGAAUUUCAUUGCCACUUUAGAACCUGUGACUGGUGAGGCAGAAAAGGAAUACUGGAACCAACUCCGUGGACAAAAAGAAAGGCGAUUUGAAAAUAAGGGCAACCGAGGAAGGGGUGGGAAACACUACAGGGGUGGUGGCAAACAUCCCCGCUCUAGAGAAAACAAUUAUGGGAGACCAAAUAAAGCUCACAAAGUUGGAGCAUCAUGAGAGCUAACCAUGCCUAUAAUUGGUUUUGUGACAAUUUUGUAUGACACCUUAAUAGUACGAAUGUGAUACAAUCACAAUGGAUCUUGAUCUCCCUGGCAUCUUUUUUGUCUUGAUAAGCUACAAAAAUGUGUUUCUAUUUGUAUUUUUUGUUGACUCUUAAUUUAUUCUAUAGUUGGAAAUGACUCUCGAAAUGAAUUAAGAGUUUGAUGGGUGAUCUCAAA
This is a messenger RNA of Populus nigra (black poplar), 1714 nucleotides long. RefSeq names its product la protein 1-like. The transcript is spliced from 10 exons. The record is from RefSeq and is a predicted model, not a curated record. Gene Ontology annotation, biological process: RNA processing. The coding region runs from base 102 to 1493 and encodes 463 amino acids. Gene Ontology annotation, cellular component: nucleus. Lineage: Eukaryota; Viridiplantae; Streptophyta; Magnoliopsida; Malpighiales; Salicaceae. Gene Ontology annotation, molecular function: mRNA binding.